Messenger RNA from Penicillium verhagenii, 267 nucleotides. Its product is annotated as heat shock 9/12 family protein. Bases 1 to 267 code for a protein of 88 amino acids. NCBI's taxonomy places the organism in Eukaryota, Fungi, Ascomycota, Eurotiomycetes, Eurotiales, Aspergillaceae. The transcript has 3 exons. The record is from RefSeq and is a predicted model, not a curated record.
AUGUCUGACACCGGUCGCAAGGACUUCUCUACCAAGGCCAAGGAGGAAAUCACUCCUGACUCCACCAAGUCCACCCAGGACAAGCUGAAGGAGACUGUUACCGACGCUGGUGACCGCGUCUCUCGAGGAUUCCAGUCUGACGACAGCAAGGGUGGCGCUCAAGAGGCCUUUGACAAGACCCAACGUGCCCACGAUGACCACAACGGAGGCACUGCUAGCUCUGUUGGUGACAAGGUCAAGAACGCUCUCGGCAUGAACAACAACUAG